GUAUUUAAGAGCUGUCCGUGCUCUUGAAAUGUUGUGGCUUCAGUCUGGCAAAGAGGAAGAAGAAGAGAGGAUCACUCCGCUGCAGCUAGAAAUCAGCAUCAUCUCCACAAUGAAGACUUUGCCAGUAAUUGUGAUUGUUUGUGUGGUGAUGACUCUGACUGGAGCUGAUGCAAAGAGCCAACUGAUCAAGAGGUCCACACAUUGCCCUGGUUGGUCUGAGUACAAUGGACGCUGUUUCAUCUUCAUUCCUACCCACAUGACUUGGGCUAGAGCUGAGAGAAACUGUCAGUCCCUGGGUGGAAACCUUACAUCGGUCCGUGAUGUCUUUGAGUACCAUGCGAUCCAGAAGGUGAUAUGGAGUAGCACUCAUGCGUAUCCACCCACAUGGAUUGGAGGCAGUGAUGCCCAAGAGAAGGAUUUCUGGCAGUGGAAUGAUGGGACGCCUUUCUACUAUUCCAAGUGGUGUCCUGGAGAGCCCAAUAACCAGGGGACGAUCUGGGGUCAACAGAACUGCAUACAAAUGAAUUUUGGAGAUUACAAGUGUUGGGAUGAUGAGAAGUGUUAUAUACACCUUUCAUCUGUCUGCGCCAAGAAAAUACAAUGAAUCCUGAAACAGAAGAACAGAAGGACGUGUGCUGAUGUUUGUGUUUUUAUGCUCUUAUUUCUUAAGCUAAUCACUCUGGAGCCUCUUUAUAUUUCUUCUAUCGCUGUAACGCAACAAAAGGAGUGAAGCGACAAGUCAAAUCAACAGGAGCUGGAUCGUCUCAGAGGCUUUGUGCCUUUUAAUAAGAACAGACUGAAUGUGUUAUGAAAAGAACACUGUUAUCAAAAUUUCCUUCUGCACAAUGAACUCAUAUUUAAUUAUUUAUGCAAAAUUAAAAGCCUAAAGAAAUGAAAGUGUA
Molecule: messenger RNA, 902 nt
Organism: Mugil cephalus (flathead mullet)
Lineage: Eukaryota; Metazoa; Chordata; Actinopteri; Mugiliformes; Mugilidae
Product: ladderlectin-like
Exons: 6
Coding region: 29-604 (191 amino acids)
Molecular function (GO): signaling receptor activity
Source: RefSeq, a predicted model, not a curated record